AUGGGACAAACUGUCGCUACGCCCCUGAGCCUCACUCUUGACCACUGGUCGGACGUAAAAGGCCGUGGCAACAAUGAAGGAGUCAUCAUCAAAAAGAAUAAAUGGACCACCCUCUGCGAGGCCGAAUGGGCUCUCAAGCCUUCCGUCCUCCCCCCCGACCCCGACUCUCCCCUCAUUGACCUCCUAACAGCUGAGCCGCCGCCUUAUCGCGCGGCACCAGCCGCGCCAGCCGCGGGACCGGAAACAGGGACGCCGGCCAUCGGAGGGGCAGCAGCCCCUGAGAGGAUGGCAACUAGCAGGAACACAGGGGGGACCCCGGCUCCCUCACCCAUCGCCGGUCGCCUUCGGGUCCGCCGGGAUGACACCCCCCUGGAAUCCAAGGUGGCGUUAACCAACUUGAUUGAGUCUAUCCUAGUGACCCAUCGGCCAACCUGGGAUGACUGCCAACAGCUUUUGCAGACCCUCCUGACUGUGGAGGAGAAGCAGCGGGUGUUCCUGGAAGCACGGAAGCUGGUCCCUGGCGAAGAUGGGAGACCUACCCAGCUCCCCAAUCUCAUUGACAUAGCUUUUCCCCUCACGCGCCCAAAUUGGGAUUAUACCACCGAUGAAGGUAGGGGACACCUACGUCUCUAUCGCCAGUUGCUCUUAGCGGGUCUCCGUGCCGCUGCCAGGCGGCCCACUAAUUUGGCCCAGGUAAGAAGCACCAUCCAGGGAAAGGAGGAGACUCCAGCCGCAUUCUUAGAAAGGCUAAAAGAGGCUUAUAGAAUGUACACCCCCUAUGAUCCAGAGGACCCAGGGCAGGCACCAGGAGUUAUCCUGUCAUUUAUCUACCAGUCGAGCCCAGAUAUCAGGACUAAGUUACAGAGGUUAGAAGGACUGUCGACAUUGAAUCUUUCGGAUCUGUUGAGGGAGGCAGAGAAAGUAUUUAACAAGAGGGAGACUCCGGAGGAAAGGGAGGAAAGGAUAUGGCAGAAACAGGAUGAGAGGGACAAGAGACGACACAAGGAGAUCAAGACACUGGCCGCCGUAGUGUUGCAGGGCCAAGGCAGAGAGGGAGUUAGGAUGGGAGAACGAAGGCGACCCCCCUUGGAGAAGGACCAAUGUGCAUACUGCAAGGGAAAAGGACAUUGGGCUCGGGAGUGCCCACAGAGACCACAGGGACCCCGACGACCCAGACCCAAGGCUGUGGACCUCCUUAAUCUGGAAGACUAGGGGGGUCCAGGCCAGGAGCCCCCCCCUGAGCCUCGGAUAACCCUCAAGAUCGGGGGGCAACCCGUAACCUUCCUAGUUGAUACGGGGGCCCAACAUUCGGUCCUAACCCACACUGGAGGCCCCCUCAGUGACCGUUCCGCUUUGGUCCAGGGGGCCACCGGUAGUAGGAGAUACCGGUGGACGACUGAAAGAAAAGUCCAGUUGGCGUCGGGGCAAGUAACCCAUUCCUUCCUACAUAUACCCGACUGCCCUCACCCGUUGCUGGGCCGGGACCUACUGACCAAAUUAAAAGCACAAAUUUACUUUGAUGAAAGAGGACCCACGGUCACGGGGCCUGGGGGAACCCCUUUGCAAGUCCUCGCCCUAAAUCUGGAAGAAGAAUACCGCCUUUUUGAGCCUGAGCCCCCGGAAGAACCACCGGGUGAGAUGCAGGACUGGCUAGACAGGUUUCCACAGGCAUGGGCAGAAACAGGAGGCUUGGGGCUCGCGCACGACCAGCCGCCCCUUGUCAUUUCAUUGAAGGCCUCCGCAACUCCAAUCUCAAUCAGACAGUACCCCAUGUCUCGGGAAGCGCAGGAGGGGAUUAAACCCCACAUCCGGCGGCUAAUAGACCAGGGAGUGCUCAAACCCUGCCGAUCUCCCUGGAAUACUCCCCUCUUACCCGUCAAGAAACCAGGUACGGGGGAAUUCAGACCGGUCCAGGACUUAAGGGAGGUCAAUAAGCGGGUGGAGGACAUACACCCCACAGUACCUAACCCCUACAACCUCCUCAGCACCCUCCCACCGACCCAUACUUGGUAUACGGUGCUGGAUCUAAAAGAUGCUUUCUUUUGCUUGAGACUGCAUCCUCAGAGUCAGCUACUGUUUGCUUUUGAAUGGAGGGACCCAGAAAUCGGACUUUCAGGACAGCUGACCUGGACCCGGCUCCCCCAAGGGUUCAAGAAUAGCCCAACACUCUUUGAUGAGGCCCUCCAUGCAGAUCUAGCCGGAUUCCGGGUAGAACACCCAACCUUGACUCUGCUCCAGUACGUAGAUGACCUCCUCUUGGCCGCCAGGAGCCGGACCGAAUGCUUGGAAGGAACUCAGGCUCUGCUGACCAGGCUUGGGGAAAAGGGCUACAGGGCCUCGGCCAAAAAGGCCCAGAUAUGCCAGAACAAAGUUAUCUAUCUGGGCUACACCCUGGAGGGAGGGCGAAGAUGGCUGACCGAAGCCAGAAAAGAGGCGAUAGUCUCAAUCCCCCCUCCCAAGGGCCCUCGGCAGGUCAGAGAAUUUUUGGGCACGGCCGGCUACUGCCGCCUCUGGAUUCCUGGGUUUGCUGAACUGGCUGCCCCCCUGUAUCCUCUCACUAAGCCGGGAAUUAUGUUCCGAUGGGAGGAAGAACAUCAACAGGCCUUCCAACAAAUUAAAAGAGCAUUGCUCGAGUCACCAGCCCUGGGCCUACCAGAUCUAACCAAGCCCUUUGAACUAUUUGUGGAUGAGAACUCAGGCUUUGCUAAAGGGGUAUUAGUGCAAAAACUGGGGCCCUGGAGGAGGCCGGUGGCCUAUCUAUCCAAGAAAUUGGACCCGGUAGCCACUGGAUGGCCCCCUUGCUUACGCAUGGUAGCCGCUAUUGCAGUCCUGCUCAAGGAUGCGGGUAAACUGACUCUGGGUCAGCCAAUGACUGUGCUAUCCUCCCAUGCGGUGGAAGCCUUAGUCCGGCAGCCCCCAGACAGAUGGCUCUCCAAUUCCAGAAUGACUCAUUAUCAGGCCUUACUGCUGGACACCGACCGAGUGACCUUCGGCCCCACAGUUUCCCUCAAUCCGGCCACCCUACUACCCCUGCCUACCUCCUCGGGGGAGCAUGAUUGCCUCCAGAUCCUGGCAGAAGCGCACGGCACCCGUCCAGACCUGACCGAUCAACCAUUGAAGGACUCAGACUAUGUCUGGUUCACGGACGGGAGCAGCUUCCUCGAGGAAGGGAUGAGAAGAGCAGGAGCAGCUGUCACCACUGAGUCUGAGGUGGUCUGGGCCUCGCCGUUGCCGGCUGGAACAUCGGCCCAGAAAGCGGAGCUGAUUGCACUCGCCCAGGCCCUCCGGAUGGCGGAAGGUAAGAGACUCACAGUCUAUACUGACAGCAGAUAUGCCUUCGCCACUGCCCAUGUGCAUGGAGAAAUCUACAGACGGAGGGGCCUCCUGACUUCAGAAGGUAAAGAAGUCAAAAAUAAAAAAGAGAUUCUGGACCUCCUACAAGCACUAUUCCUCCCACGGCAGCUCAGUAUAAUGCACUGUCCAGGGCACCAGAAGGGGAACACAGCAGUGGCUCGGGGAAACAGGCUGGCUGACCUAACCGCCCGAGCCGCAGCCUCCCAACCACCCAAUCGGGGACUCCGUCUGGGUUCGGCGACAUCAGACCAAAAAUUUGGAACCACGGUGGAAGGGACCAUACACCGUCCUGCUGACCACACCACUGCUCUCAAGGUCGACGGGAUUGCUGCCUGGUCCACGCCUCCCACCGUGAAGGGCUGCUAA
Molecule: messenger RNA, 3720 nt
Organism: Onychomys torridus (southern grasshopper mouse)
Lineage: Eukaryota; Metazoa; Chordata; Mammalia; Rodentia; Cricetidae
Exons: 4
Biological process (GO): virion assembly; proteolysis
Molecular function (GO): nucleic acid binding; aspartic-type endopeptidase activity; RNA-DNA hybrid ribonuclease activity
Source: RefSeq, a predicted model, not a curated record